Molecule: messenger RNA, 7488 nt
Organism: Haplochromis burtoni (Burton's mouthbrooder)
Lineage: Eukaryota; Metazoa; Chordata; Actinopteri; Cichliformes; Cichlidae
Product: adenylate cyclase type 8
Exons: 24
Coding region: 1365-4907 (1180 amino acids)
Biological process (GO): intracellular signal transduction; adenylate cyclase-activating G protein-coupled receptor signaling pathway; cAMP biosynthetic process
Cellular component (GO): plasma membrane
Molecular function (GO): adenylate cyclase activity
Source: RefSeq, a predicted model, not a curated record
UUCAGUGACCAGGUGAGGUCCUCGGUGAUGUAGACGCCCAGGCACCUGAAGCUGCUCACCCUCUCCACUUCAAGGCCCCGGAUAGACAGCGGUUGGUGAGGUCUCCUCUUCUUCCUCAUGUCCACUAUCAUCUUCUUUGUCUUGUCAGUGUUGAGGGUGUCCUCACACCAUGACACCAGACCGGCCACCUCUCUCCUGUAAGCCGCCUCGUCUCCUCCAGUGAUGCAACCGAUCACUGCAGUGUCGUCCGCGAACUUCAAAAUGAUGUUAUCUUUCUUGGAGGUGACACAGUCGUGAGUGUACAGGGUGUAGAGGAUGGGACUAAGGACGCAACCCUGUGGGACGCCAGUGUUUGUAAUAAUGCUGGCUAAAGUUGUGUUGCCAAUCCUGACGGACUGCGGCCUGCCAGUCAAAAAGUCCUGCAACCAGUCACAUAGGGUUGGGUGCAGGCUGACUGUUGCCAGCUUGUGAGUGAGUGUGUGUGCAAAGUGGCUGCUGUGUGGUUAAUUGUACUAACAGACCAUCAAACUUUCAACUAUGGUGUUGAUUGAUAGGAAAACAUCAACUUUGUCAUUAAUGUUUUGUCUUGUUCACUAUUUAAUUUGUCUGAACACCCUGAGGUGACCUUAUGAAGUUUUCUCUUGAGUUUCAGUUGUUUCUAUCCUGAACUGAACCGUGCUGACUCCAUCUGACCUGGUUGGAGGUCUGCCAAUCCCAUCAGGCACCUGAACCUCCCCACACACAGUUAAUCUGUCUGAUUAAUGAAGGGCCAUUUGUCUUUGUUUCGGGGAUUUCUUUUGGGAUUAACAUGCUCAGUCAGACAUCUGCUGCUUCACAUCAGCUCAUUACUCAAAUCCUCAUCUCCUGACUUGGCCUCGCUCUGCUCUGUUUGUCGCUUCUGGUUCUUUUUAUCCUCAUUUUUCUGAUUUUUGGGACAUUGUUAAAGCUGCAGGAAUGACAAGAAACAGCCAUAGUGACCUUCACUACCUCACUGGGUUCAUUUUGUUCCGCUGAGGUUAACUAAUGACUCAUUGUCGUUGUAAUUUUGCAGUUUUCCUCUCAGAGAAAGAGUACUGCUCUUAUGAAGCAUAAACUCAACAUCAGAGAGAAACAUGAUGGAGAUGUUCGACAACAGACGACAAACACGAAGCAUGUUUUAAAGAAGAAACUUUGAGGCUGAAGAGCAAAAGUGAAAUGAAGACAAAAUAUACUGGACUGAAAAGGAAAAACUGUGAAUUUGAAAUGUGAGAGAAACCAAAGAAAGCAGGAAGAGUGUUUGAAGGAUCAAACUGCUGUCAAACCUUUAUCUGGACAGGAUCAAAGCAACAACUCACAGAAGAGCCAGGCCUUACAACUCUGUAACCAUGGGUGAAGAUUGCAGCGAGCUGUUAAAUGGUGACUGUGAGGCGGCGCGGCAGACUAGCGACAUCACCUUUAGCACCGGGAUAAGCCCCACCUCCAACCUGCGCAGGAAGCAGCUGCUGUGGCAGAACGCCGUCAGGAACAUCAUUGACCAGCACAACCUGUACACACUGAGGCUCGCUGGGGGUUUGGAGCGAGGCAAGCACCAUAUCAAAGUCACCGAUGCCUACAUCGCGGACAUCAACAGGCAGAUCCGCAAUAAAGCGUCUCGUGGAGUAUUUUGGCAGAAGCGCCGUUCGUCAGCAGCUCGCAUUCACCCAACAGUCACCACAGCAACACAGAGCAAACACGACCCACUCAGUGAUGCUGACUUCUUUGUGUCGUCUGGGUGGACGGUGCGAGGCGUCUUCAUCCCCACACUGCAGCACAAAUUCAAGUCUGCAGACUUGGAGCAGCUCUACCAGCAGUUCUCCUCGGCUCAGAGAAGAACCUCACUGGUCGUCACUGUUGUCGUUGACAUCCUGACCCGCCUUCUUGUCUCAUUGCUGACAUGGCCACUGGGCUGGUGGGGCAUGGCCUGUGAUUGGCUUACCGGUCUGUCUGUAGUCUUGUGGAUAGGAAUCUGCCUGGUGGUUCUGACCAGAAAGGAAGUCUUGUCAUCACCUCAGUGGCUUAGGUAUCUGUCAGUGGUCAGCUGGCUGUCUCAGACCUUCCAAGUGCUGGUUGGUGUUUUCAGUUGGGCGGAGAGCGAUCACUCUUGGUAUGUCUUCUUCACGCUUUUCUCCACUUACACCCUCCUGCCCCUCCCCCUCCUCUGGUCCAUCAUUGCGGGGGGAACCACCUCCACUCUGCACCUCCUGGUGGAUUUCUGCUGUCACUAUAAUGACCACAGCUUCAUCAGAAAGGUGUUGUCCAAGGCUCUGCUGUAUCUGGCUAUGAACACUGCGGGUCUGUUCAUUCACUACCUGUCUGAUUGGACUCAGAGACAGUCUUUUCUGGAGACCAGGCGCUGUAUCGAAGGACGAGUCAGACUAGAGAGGGAGAACAACAGACAAGAACGCCUGGUGAUGUCAAUCCUACCUCAAUUUCUGGUGCUUGAGAUGAUUGGUGACAUGGCCGUCAUGGAAGAUUAUCUGCUGCCUCAGCAGUUGCACAAGAUCUACAUUCACCAUUACAAGGAUGUCAGCAUCCUGUUUGCAGACAUCAUCGGCUUCACAUCGCUGUCAUUGAUUCUUUCGGCUCAGGAUCUCGUUAAAACCCUCAAUGAACUCUUUGGUCGCUUCGACAGGCUGGCUGAGGACCACCAGUGUUUGCGCAUUAAGAUUCUGGGUGAUUGUUAUUACUGCGUAUCAGGAGUCCCAGAGCCUCAGAGAGGACAUGCCCGCUGCUGUGUGGAGAUGGGCCUCAGUAUGAUCAACACUAUACGUUACGUUCGUCGGGAGCUCCAGCAGGAGGUGGACAUGCGAAUAGGCGUCCACUCUGGCUCCGUUCUUUGUGGUGUUUUGGGUCUUCAGAAGUGGCAGUUUGACAUCUGGAGCUGGGACGUGGACGUCGCCAACAGUUUGGAGGCUGCAGGAGUGCCUGGUCAGGUUCACAUCUCCAAGGCCACUCUGGACUGUCUGGGUGGGAUCUAUGAGACAGAGGCGGGACAUGGCCAGGAUCGUAGCGAGUUUCUACGGAAACACAACAUCGACACAUACCUGGUCCGUCCGGCAUCGAAGGAAGAUGUGGAGCCGCCUAAAGCAAGGCGCCCCAGUUAUGACGAGAUAACAACGUGGAGUGCUGAGCUGCCAUUUGGAGACAUCCUAGGAAAGAAUUUUAUCCUUGCUACUUUUACCAAUGGUUCACUGACCCAGCUGCCCAAUAAUAUAGCAGCUCAGCGCUCAGGAACACGGGAGGUGAACAAGAGGAUUCGCCAGGCCAUGGAGGUGCGCAGCAGUGAGCGAAUGAGGAAGGAGCACAUCACGACCUUUACUCAGGUGUUUAAGGACUCCCAUGUGGAGGGAAAGUAUUCUCAGAUGAGAGACGAACUCUUCAAAUCUAACAUGGUUUGCUCCUUCAUUCUGCUGCUGCUUUUAAUGACAGUCCAGGUGCUAAUCCCAGCCCCAAGAUUGUGUCCAAUGGUCGUUCAGUUUGUGGUCAGUGGCGGCAUUUACUUCCUGCUCUUGCUGCUGACUCUGGGGGAGGAAUUUAAGCAUUGUCCUGCUCCCCUCCAGUCAAUCUGCUGUUGGGUGCAUGAAAACAAGAGUGCCCGCAUGCUGCUCACACUCACUGCCAUCACUGUCAACUUUGGAAUCGCCUCUGCAGACAUUCUGUGGUGUGAUUCAUCAGAAACUGACAUCAGCAACAGGGACUCCCUGCUGGCUCCGCCUCCCUCGGCUUGGACCGAUAUCAACAUUUGCACAUAUCCAGAGUACAUGGUUCUAAGUGGCGUGGUUGCUAUGGUUACCUGUGCCGUGUUCCUCAGACUGAGCUGCGUGUUGCAGCUGGCCGUUCUACUGCUGUUUGCUGCCCUCUACACCUACAUAAUCAAGAAUUACAGGUCUCAUCACUUGUGCAGGAAUGGAGUCUGUGUUGUUCUUAUGCUGAUGUUUGUGGUGGCUGUCCUCUUCAACAGCAGACAGCUGGAGGCGACAGCACGGCUGGACUUCCUCUGGGGCCUUCAGGCAAAGAAGGAGGUGGAGGACAUGAAGGAGCAGCGGGAGCACAAUGAGUGUCUGCUGCUCAAUAUCCUGCCCGCACAUGUUGCCCAGCACUUCUUGGAGAGAGACCGCAAUGAUGAGGAGUUGUACUCACAGUCGUAUGAGCGAGUGGGCGUGCUGUUUGCCUCUCUGCCCGGAUUCUCCGACUUCUACGAGGAAAAGGAGGUCCUUCAUCAGCAUGUUGAGUGUCUCCGCCUCCUUAACCACGUCAUCAGCGACUUUGAUGAGCUGCUGGAUGAAUGCUACUUUCAGCAGGUGGAGAAGAUCAAAACCACUGGCAGCUGCUACAUGGCAGCUUCAGGCCUCUCACCUGACAGGCAGGAUUGUGAGGAUGGCUGGAAUCACCUCAGUGAGUUGGUCCUGUUCGCACUUGCUAUGCAGGAAACUCUCAAACACAUCAACACACAGACAGGAAACAACUUCCAGCUCCGUAUUGGUGUGGCUCACGGUCCGGUGAUAGCAGGUGUGAUUGGAGCAACCAAACCUCAGUACGACAUCUGGGGGAUGACGGUGAACAUGGCGAGCAGGAUGGAGAGCACCGGUGUGAGCGGGCGGAUACAGGUCUCAGAACACACCAGCUCUAUUCUGGUUGAACGAGGCUUUCUGAGGCAGCUCAGAGGGGACGUUUAUCUCAAAGGGAUUAGUGAACGCCACGGAAAGGUUCGAACAUACUUCGUGAGCAGUCGGGAGGAGCGAUCCAGCUUUAUAGAGCGUGGUGGGGGGCGGGGCUUCAGCCUCAAUAGGAACACACUGGGAGCUGUGGUCUACAGUUUGGUUCAAGCCCAGAAAAGGGAGAAGAUGAGGGAGGAGAACGGAGGCUUCCACCUGGUGGAGGCGUCGUGAGGAGGAAAAAAAGGUUUGGUUUUGAGGGUAAAAGGUAAAACUGUCAACAUUUGUGAAAGCUGAAAUGUUGAAGGGGGUAAGGAGUUUGAACAUUCAUCUGCAUCGUCUUAAAGUAAAAGAAAGAUCAGUAAUGAUGGUGAUGGAUUGUUGUACUUUUGCUCUGUGUUUUGGAACAAACAGCUCCUGUGGUGCUUUGCAGAGCAAAGCUAACAACAUGGAAUCAUGCAUGUGCAAAUUAAACAUCACUAAUCACUGAGACACUGAAGGAAAGUUAAAAGUAGACAGAUUCUCAGGGGACUUCUCAUGUGUCUGUUACUCUGGUUUCUAAGUGGAUUCCUGAAGGUUUAUUCUGGAUAUUCAAGCAGCCUUCCUUUAUAAGACUCGUCAUUCUGCCAAGACUUUGAUGCAGAAAAACAUUCAUGUUUUAUUUUAUGUGUUUGUGUAGGUUUGAUUUCCUCAUAUGAAACUAUGGGUUUUAAGUCAAUAAAAGAUUAUAGUUACAUUUUUAACACAACAUGUAACUUUUUACAAAACAUAUUUGUAAAAAGAUUUUAUGAAAGUGUGAAGAAUUUUCUUAUAUUUCUUAUAUUAAGCAUUUAUUUACUGUGUUUUUAUUCUUGCUGUUAAAGGUUUCAAACUCUUCUAGCAAUUUUUUUUAAAAUUGUCAUAACUUUGUCUGACCACCAGAUGGAGCCGCGUGCAGGACCAAAAACAUUUCAGGAUCAAAGCACUUUACAUUUAGAUAUUUUAGAUUUGUGGAUAUAUAAGAGACACAUUAAGUUAUGACAGAACUUUGUUUGUCUACAGAGGACAAAGUGUGUCUGUAAGAAGCGUUGAUUUAAAAAAUAAAUAAAUAAAAAGGAAAAAUAAACGUGGGUUUGUCCCUUGCAGUGUUUUUUUAUGGUUAAAUGUUUGAGCGCUCUUAUAUUGUGGCUAAUUUACAUUAAAGAUCUGCCUAAUAUUUGACAGCUGUUAAUGAUACUAUUUUGUUAUUCUAAUAAAAUAAACAGGAAAAGAGAAAUUGCUAAUUUCACAUGUGUUUACCUUUAAACUUGAGUAGAUUUUUCAUUUCUAAAAACACUGAAACUUUUCUUUUAGUAAAUCCAGCUCCCAGCUUAGGUGUAACUACUAACAGGGUGGUUGUUGUUCUUUCCAUAACUAGAUUAGGAUGAUGUAAAUCUAAUCUUAUGUGAAGCCUGUAUUAAAUGUACCUCAGUGCUCAAUCUUAUGACUCUUGUCAUUGCUGAAAGUAAAAGUCACAGGAAAAGGAAAGUAGAUGCUGCGUUAAUUCAAAGGUUAAUAUACCAGAAAAUUAUAUAAGUAAUCUGGACCUUACAGGGACAACUACGACUCAGGUGAAUAACAACAAAUGACAUAUUGCAGUAUGCCAUGUAUGUCCUGCAGUAUGACCAACAGGUCCAAGUUUGGACACAGAGUUACACUUGACUCUAGAAUUCACUGGUACAGAUUUCAUGUUCAAAUUCACGGUUGACUCAGCAACUGCCCGAGUCCCGUUGCAAAACCACAAGACCAAUUGCUCAUGGUUAGUAUGAAGUGUUUUUGCUGAAACGCUGUGUUUGGUUUUGUGCAUUACGACCAGACAUCUCCACUUUGGUCUUGUCUGUCCCAUAGACAUUGUUCCAGAAGUCUUGUGGGUUGUUCAGAUGCUACUUUGCAAACCUAAACUGUGUUUAAAUUUUGGAAGGCAGCCCUUCCAAACCACCAGCUUUCCGUGUGUUUCACACACUACUCGUGCAUUCUGGCUUAAUUUUUGUUUAAAAAAUAAUAAAAUGGUUCAGUAUGUCAUGUUUUGUAGUUCUGCUGAGGUUUUCUUUACCUAAUUGAAAGACCUACUAAGUACAUGUUCAAGUUCAUGGUUGAUUCAUAUCAUGUUGUGAAAAACCUUAUAAUAUAAAGAGAAUUUAAUUUGUUUUUGCCAUAAGCGGACUGAGAUGGAAAAUGUGUUUUAGGAAACUUUCGGGUCGUACAAACACUAAAUGCUUUCUGUUAGCAAAUCAAACUAGAAUGGCACUACUACUUUAAAAUGGAACUACUUUAAAAACGACUUUCACCGUUAAUAUUUGUUGGCUAACCUCAUGUGAAGACUGUAGCCAGCGCCAUUAAAUAUGAUGUACCUCAGGGCUCAGUCAUAGGCCCACUGUGACUGUGAAUUUAAAAGUCAGUUGUUUAUAGGCAAAACAGUUCUAUUUGUCUCUUGUAUAAACCUUAAAAUCCUCCACAACAAACACAUCCAUGUACAUGUGUAACAGAGAAGCAGAAUAAUUGUGUGGAGUCUGGUUGAACUUUCAUUUAUCAGCAUCUCCUGACUAUAAGCGGGGGCCUUUGAGGCUACGGAGGGCAAAUCAAAUGGAUUCACAGCUGGAAUCCAGAUCACAUGAGUCUGUGAGUGAUCUGAUGUAUGUGUGAGGAGAAAGCAGUCUAUUCAUUGUGCUGUGUUACAAAACUGCAUGUUGGCUGACAGGUCUUGUGACAUGAAUAAAUAUUUCCGCUCUACAGUCUAUAAACCAUAUAAUAAUAAUAAUGAUAAUAAUAAUAAUAAUAAUAAUGAUGAUGAUGAUGA